AUGGAAACACUGAAGAACGAGGACAACCAGGCGGAAAGCUAUCCUAUGCAUCCUCUUGAUCAACAUUCCGGCAGUACUUUUUCUGAUCCUGCUACACAGUCAAUUAAUGCCGACCAUAUUAGUGGCGUGUAUGAAUCAAACGAUGCUCAUGAUGUUGGUGAAAGUCUGCUGUCAGACCCCAGUUACCGCCAUCCAACAACAUAUGCUUACGAUGAGACUGGCACUGAGCGAAUAUGGCAUCAGCAUUCACCAAACAGCCCAGAUGGCAGCGAGGGCUUCUUCGGGAAUCAACACAAUCGUCCCGACGACGACCCGAUCUCCUACGGACGUCCCGACGACUCAUUUGGCGUACAAGAGAUGCCGCCCGCUAUCGGUACCCAAGGAGGCAUUCGGCGCCGCGGCACUCGAAAGAUUAAACUGCUCCAAGGCGGUCAGGGAUCAGUAUUGAGCGCAAACUAUCCCGUGCCAAGUGCAAUCAAAAACGCAUUGCAGCCACAGUACAGAGACGUGGAAAAUGGCAGCAACGAGUUCUCGGAGAUGCGUUACACGGCGGCAACUUGUGAUCCUAAUGACUUUACCUUGUUGAACGGCUAUACUCUACGCCAGCACAUGUACAACCGACACACCGAGCUUUUGAUCGCGAUCACCUACUACAACGAGGACAAAGUACUAUUCGCUAGAACAUUGCAUGGCGUGAUGCAAAACAUACGCGAUAUUGUGAACCUGAAGAAGUCCACGUUCUGGACGCGCGGUUCAGCAGCAUGGGAGAAAAUCGUGGUGUGCCUAGUGUUUGACGGUGUCGACAAGGCCGAUAGUGGUGUACUCGAUCUCCUCGCGACCGUCGGAGUAUAUCAAGAUGGCGUGCGAAAGCAGGACGUGAACGGAAAGGAAACAACCGCCCAUAUCUUCGAGUUCACUACACAGCUGUCAGUCACUCCUAACCAACAACUUUCUCGUCCCAACUCGAAUGCGGAUGAUUCUAGUAAUCUACCCCCGGCGCAACUCCUCUUUUGUCUAAAGCAGAAGAACAGCAAAAAGAUCAACUCUCAUCGUUGGUUAUUUAAUGCUUUUGGGCGAAUUUUGAAUCCGGAGGUCACUAUUUUGAUCGACGCAGGGACGAAACCUGGACCUCGCUCUUUAUUGGCGUUAUGGGAGGCAUUCUAUAACGAUAAGAACCUUGGUGGUGCUUGUGGUGAAAUCCACGCCAUGCUUGGCAAUCGGAGCUCUAAGCUAUUGAAUCCGCUGGUGGCAAUACAGAACUUUGAGUACAAGAUUUCGAACGUCCUAGACAAACCUCUUGAGAGCUCUUUCGGCUACGUCACUGUUCUCCCCGGCGCAUUCUCAGCAUAUCGCUUUCGAGCAAUCAUGGGUCGUCCCUUGGAGCAAUAUUUCCACGGCGACCAUACCCUAUCAUCCGGCAAGAAAAGCAUCAACAACAUGAAUAUUUUCAAAAAGAACAUGUUUCUCGCAGAAGAUCGCAUCCUUUGCUUCGAGCUGGUAGUGAAAGAAGGACAGAAUUGGCACCUAUCUUAUGUCAAAGCUGCCAAGGGCGAGACAGACGUACCUGAAGGCCCUGCUGAGUUCCUGAGUCAACGUCGGCGUUGGCUGAAUGGAUCGUUCGCGGCCUCGUUAUACUCGCUCAUCCACUUUGGUCGCAUCUACAAAUCCGGGCAUAGUCUGAUCAGAAUGAUCAUGUUUCAUUUCCAGCUACUAUACAACAUUGCCAACGUUGUGUUUAGUUGGUUCUCGCUAUCGUCCUAUUGGCUUACUACCACUGUUAUUAUGGAUCUCGUCGGCACACCUGUAACUGCAUCGGACUAUCACGGCUGGCCAUUUGGCGAUACUGCGUCUCCACUAUUCAACCACAUCAUCCAGUAUAUCUACCUUGUGUUUGUAAUUAUACAGUUUGUUCUAGCCCUUGGAAACCGCCCAAAAGGAUCGCAAGUAACCUAUCUGGUAUCGUUUGUGGUGUUUGGCUUUAUUCAGCUCUACAUCAUUAUUCUGUCAUUCUAUCUGGUCUACCGAGCAUUGAAGAUACCAAUUGGAGACCAGAUCGAUACCUCUUCGAGCGCAGCAUUCUUUCAGAGCAUGUUCGGCGGGACGGGAGUUUCUGGCGUGAUACUACUUGCCCUAAUCACCAUUUACGGCUUGAAUUAUGUCGCCUCGUUCCUCUACAUGGACCCCUGGCACAUGUUUCACUCUUUCCCGCAAUACAUCAUCCUCGCUUCGACAUAUAUCAAUAUUCUGAUGGUUUAUGCCUUCAACAACUGGCACGAUGUUUCUUGGGGCACGAAGGGCUCAGAUGCAAGCGACAAGCUCCCUUCAGCGAACGUGAUCAAAGACGCCAAGUCCGGUCUUGAGAUGGUCGAGGAAGAUGAGAUGCAGCAGGUAGACAUCGACAAGAAAUUCCAGGAGACCGUGCUCAGAGCUUUGGCCCCGGUGGCUGUGGAAGUGGCCGUGGAAACGAAGGAAGUAGAUGACACGUACAAGGCGUUCAGGACUCGUCUGGUUGUCUGCUGGAUUCUGUCAAACAUGCUGCUGAUCUGGAUCGUCACCUCGGAUGAUUUUGCGUUUCUUGGCGUUGGUGAAGCCUCUACAACCCGGACACCAGCCUAUUUCCGGUUUCUUCUAUAUGCCACCGCUUUCUUGUCGAUCGUGAGAUUCAUAGGGUUUCUUUGGUUCCUUGGAAAGACAGGAAUUAUGUGCUGCUUUGCGAGAAGAUGA
Messenger RNA from Truncatella angustata, 2724 nucleotides. Its product is annotated as chIIIb, class III chitin synthase. Gene Ontology annotation, molecular function: chitin synthase activity. Bases 1 to 2724 code for a protein of 907 amino acids. Gene Ontology annotation, cellular component: cell septum; cell periphery. The transcript has 3 exons. The record is from RefSeq and is a predicted model, not a curated record. NCBI's taxonomy places the organism in Eukaryota, Fungi, Ascomycota, Sordariomycetes, Amphisphaeriales, Sporocadaceae.